UGAGUCAGGAGCCAGUCUAAGCUGACCCACAGACAUAAAAACCAAGGCACUGGGCACCUUUAGCUGGGGCAUCCAAACUCUUGAAUCAAAGGUGCAAGCGCCCGACUGCUUUCUUGGGGACCAAGAAAAUGAACGUUUGUCUUCACAUUUACCCCAGCAAUCCUUGAGAUCAGGGCACUGACAGAAAGGAUGUUCAAACACCUCCGAAGAUGGUUUGUCACUCACAUAUUUGGGCGUUCCCGGCAACGGGCAAGGCUGGUCUCUAAAGAUGGAAGGUGUAACAUCGAGUUUGGCAAUGUGGAUGCACAGUCAAGGUUUAUCUUCUUUGUGGACAUCUGGACAACUGUGCUGGACCUGAAAUGGAGGUACAAAAUGACCGUGUUCAUCACAGCCUUCUUGGGGAGUUGGUUCCUCUUUGGUCUCCUGUGGUAUGUCGUAGCAUAUGUUCAUAAGGACCUCCCAGAGUUCUACCCACCUGACAACCGGACUCCUUGUGUGGAGAACAUUAAUGGCAUGACUUCAGCCUUUCUGUUUUCUCUAGAGACUCAAGUGACCAUAGGCUACGGAUUCAGGUUUGUGACAGAACAGUGUGCCACUGCCAUUUUCCUGCUUAUCAUCCAGUCUAUUCUUGGAGUGAUCAUCAAUUCCUUCAUGUGUGGUGCCAUUUUAGCCAAGAUCUCUAGACCCAAAAAACGUGCUAAAACCAUUACGUUCAGCAAGAAUGCGGUGAUCAGCAAGCGUGGCGGGAAGCUCUGCCUCCUCAUCCGAGUGGCCAAUCUUAGGAAGAGCCUUCUGAUUGGCAGUCACAUAUAUGGCAAGCUUCUAAAGACAACCAUCACUCCUGAAGGCGAGACCAUUAUUUUGGAUCAGACCAACAUCAACUUUGUCGUCGACGCUGGCAAUGAAAAUUUGUUCUUCAUCUCCCCACUGACGAUCUACCACGUUAUUGACCACAACAGCCCUUUCUUCCACAUGGCAGCAGAAACUCUUUCCCAACAGGACUUUGAGCUGGUGGUCUUUUUAGAUGGCACAGUGGAAUCCACCAGUGCAACCUGCCAGGUCCGCACGUCAUACGUCCCAGAGGAGGUGCUUUGGGGCUACCGUUUCGUUCCCAUUGUGUCCAAGACCAAGGAAGGGAAAUACCGAGUGGAUUUCCAUAACUUUGGUAAGACCGUGGAAGUGGAGACCCCUCACUGUGCCAUGUGCCUCUAUAAUGAGAAAGAUGCCCGGGCCAGGAUGAAGAGAGGCUAUGACAACCCUAACUUUGUCUUGUCAGAAGUUGAUGAAACGGACGACACUCAGAUGUAGCAGUGGCUUUUCCACCUACAAAAAGCCUCCCAAGGACCUAAGGGCUGGCUGUGUUCAGAAGCAUCCGACGGGGGUCUGAAAGCAGGAUGAGAACAUGCGAAAUCUGCUAGCACAGUCACCCCUGAACCCCAGGGCUAUGGUUCUAUGAGACACAUAGCUCUAUAAGGCUGCAUACGGUGCAUGCAUGUGAAUGAAACUGUGGAAGCCAAAGGGGCCCACUUGGAUCCUCACUAGGACUGUGUAAGCUCAUAUCGUGUUGAUGGAAACAAAGUCAUCCAAGGACAAAAUUUAGGAGCUUUAGAAAGCUUCAGGAACUAGCCACAUUUCCUGUUUGAUUCUAUGGAUGAGAAAGAUGCCAUUUUUAUCUUAAAGUAGACUUCUAUCAAUGGAAAAUCUGCCCUCUGCAUUGGGAAGUGAGCCAGCCAAUCAGUGACAAUAAGAGACCGUCAUACAAAGAAUCAGUAAAGGCUCUAACCUUCUCAAGCUCUGGUGUUUGAAGCCUUUGUCUGAGUCUGGGUCCAUGCUUCAGAAGGGGUAAGGUGACAUCCACUGACUGUACCUCUCUGAACCCAAGGUACAGAAGAACAGGAAGUCCCAACCAACUUCAUAAUUAACCCAGAUGCUGCAGCCCAUACGGAAUUUGGCCUGAAUGAUUUCCUGUGGAGCAUUAAAUGGAGGUCAAGUCCACUCUUUAGAUGUUAAAUGAAUAUUCUUUUGCAAAGGAGAAUGAGUUGAAAGUGUUGGAGAGACUGAAGGGAUGACUCUGUAAUGAAGGCCUGGGUCUGAACCGCCAAUAACCACAUACAAAGCCUGACUUAGUAGCAGUCAGUACUCCUACUGGGGAGGUGGGGAUAGGAGGAUGUCUCUGGUUUGCUGGCCAGCUGAAUGGGUGAUGCCCAAGUUCAAUGAGAGACUAAAAAGGGUGAAGAGGCUGGAGAGAAGAUUCUGGUUAAAAUUGCUGUGGCCUCUCUUCCAGAGAACCUAGGUUUGGUUCCUGGCACGGUACUUGAUAACUAUCUAUAACUCCAGUUUCAGGGCAUCCAUGAGCAUCAGGUGCACAGAUAUACAUGCAAGCAAAACACCAUACACAUACAAUUAAAAAAAAACAAGGUAGAGAAUGACUGAAGAAGAAUCUUAUGUUAACUUUUGAUCUACACACACACACACACACACACACACACACGGCAUAGUGAUGUUUGUUUCAAUAUUCAAUGGAUAGGUUCUGGGGCUACAGGUCUGGUAAAAGAGGUUUUAUUCCUUCCUCUUUCAAGAUGGUACCGAGGAAUGGGAAAGAAGUGAGCCUGGAAGAGGGUGUAGUGCUAACACACCCUCGUCUUGUGUCCUUGUGUUUCUCUGCCCAGUGGUUGAACUGAGAUUCUAGGUAUGGAGGAAGAAGGAAUAAGAUACAGCGUCACAGUCAGGAUGUUGCUGCUUUCUUGUCUCUGAGGGCCAUUCCUGUGUCUUCCAAAGGGAACAAGUUAGCAGGAGAACUUCCUUUGGAGGAAGGUUCUAGUGUGAAGAUCUUGUUUCUUCAUUUCCAUACCUGUAUCAUUCCAAAUUCACCUCGAAAAAAAAAGUAGAGUUCAAAGCUGCUCAAAGAUCAAAAUAUUUUUUUGGUAUGUGAUUAAUAAAUUUCUGAAACCGU
Rattus rattus (black rat) is the source of this 2953-nucleotide messenger RNA. RefSeq names its product potassium inwardly rectifying channel subfamily J member 1 (gene Kcnj1). Gene Ontology annotation, molecular function: ATP-activated inward rectifier potassium channel activity. The record is from RefSeq and is a predicted model, not a curated record. Gene Ontology annotation, cellular component: plasma membrane. The coding region runs from base 190 to 1308 and encodes 372 amino acids. The transcript is spliced from 2 exons. NCBI's taxonomy places the organism in Eukaryota, Metazoa, Chordata, Mammalia, Rodentia, Muridae. Gene Ontology annotation, biological process: regulation of monoatomic ion transmembrane transport; potassium ion import across plasma membrane.